AUGUUUAUUUGUACUCUUUUUGAUUUGCUUUUCAGUUUAACUCUGGAAAAAAAAUACAUGAAUAUUCCCUAUUACAUUAUGAGCUUUUUAGCACAAUUGAAAGAUUCUAAACGAACUUUAAAACAUACAACAACUACAGUAACUCAAGCUGAUGGAACUAGAUACGUUGAAAAUGGAGAAUUCGAAAUUGUACCACAGACGAAAGUUUCAGGAUUUGUAAUUGAUACAAAACCUGAUCAAAUUCCUGCUUUAAUUAUACAAAAUCUGUAUGUAGGAUCACAAGAUUGCUGUGAAUUAAGUGUCCUUGAAAAAUAUAAUAUUAAAAAUAUCUUAAGUAUUGGUAUAGAACCAUUUUGUAAAUAUUCAAAUUAUUGUUAUAAAUUUGUUGAAUGUCUAGAUUUACCAGAAACAAAUCUAAUUGAUAUUUUAAAAUUAAAUUGUUUAUCAUUCAUUAAAAGAUGUUUGGAUGAAAAAGAAAAUAUAUUGGUACAUUGUAAUGCAGGUUGUUCUCGAUCACCAUCAAUUAUUAUCGGAUUUUUGAUCAUUGAAUUAAAUUAUACAUUUGAAAAUGCUUUCGAAUUAGUAAAAAGUAAAAGACCUUGUAUUCAAAUAAAUUCAGGGUUCUUAACACAACUUAAAAUAUUAAGCCACAGCUGAGAUGU
Molecule: messenger RNA, 662 nt
Organism: Chrysoperla carnea
Lineage: Eukaryota; Metazoa; Arthropoda; Insecta; Neuroptera; Chrysopidae
Gene: Mkp
Product: dual specificity protein phosphatase 19
Exons: 1
Coding region: 1-657 (218 amino acids)
Biological process (GO): protein dephosphorylation; regulation of MAP kinase activity
Cellular component (GO): cytoplasm
Molecular function (GO): JUN kinase phosphatase activity
Source: RefSeq, a predicted model, not a curated record